Messenger RNA from Pristis pectinata (smalltooth sawfish), 5670 nucleotides. Its product is annotated as choline transporter-like protein 3. Gene Ontology annotation, cellular component: membrane. NCBI's taxonomy places the organism in Eukaryota, Metazoa, Chordata, Chondrichthyes, Rhinopristiformes, Pristidae. The record is from RefSeq and is a predicted model, not a curated record. Gene Ontology annotation, molecular function: transmembrane transporter activity. The transcript is spliced from 16 exons. The coding region runs from base 135 to 2108 and encodes 657 amino acids. Gene Ontology annotation, biological process: transmembrane transport.
GAGCUCAGUGGACUCGCCAUCGCCCCCUACCGUGCAGGUGAGCAGCACAUUUGCGAGACGGCACUCGCUCCGUCGCCGGUUCGAGAUUGACAGCCGCCGGUGAAGUUGCCAGCGCUUCGGACCCGCACCUCGGGAUGUCUUGCUGCGGCCAGUACCAAGUGUCUGCUACUGACGAGCCUCGCAGAGAAUGGCGGCCACAGAUCUACAGAAGGUGCACGGAUGUCCUCUGGCUUGUAAUCUUUUUUCUCUUCUGGGUUGGAAUGGUGUUUAUAGCUGGCUAUGCUGUGACAGUUGGUGCUGCCGAAAGACUGAUCUUUGGGUACGACAGCUAUGGAAACACUUGUGGAAGGAAAAACUCGCCGAUUAAGGGGGCCUUGCUGUCCGGACAAGACAUGACCAGCAGGAAACGAGUCUUUUUCCUGAACACCUGCAACAUGGACUUCACGGACCAUAAAAUAAAUUCAUUGUCGAUUUGUGUAUCCAGCUGUCCUCAAGAGCAACUGAAUGGACUGGAAGAGAUAAAACAUUUUGCUCAGUAUAACGGUUCCUAUUUGUGCGUGUACAAUUUAAACAUUUCCGACUACACAGAACCUUUGAAAGCAGCACACCUCUGCCCCACGUUACCAGUCCCUCCAAGCAAGUCACUCCCGCUCUUCAAUCGCUGUGUCCCUCAGAGUCCAGCCUGUUACUCCCACUUUCUGGCAGUCCUUAUUCACAUGGUCAACGAGAGCGACUUCUUCCAACGCAUCAUCAGUGGCAUCAUAAUGAGCAAGGAGUACAUUGUGGGACUCUGCUUCUUUGCAGUGGUCCUCUCCUUCAUUAUGGUGGCAGUCUUCAGAUUUAUCGCCAAACUGCUAGUUCAUAUCUUCCUCGCCUUGGUAGUUUUUGGAAUGCUGUUUGUGUCGGGAGUUCUGUGGUGGCUGUACUAUGACAACGUGAACGACCCCAACGUAAUCUUGCAAACAGAACUGGAAAACACAAGAGCACUUCUGGGCUUCGCUGUCAUUGCAACCGUCAUAUCAGUCAUCGUUAUAGUGCUAACCCUGGUGAUGCGGAAAAAGAUCAGUCUUACUAUUCAGUUGUUCAGGAUUGCCAGUAGCCUGCUCCGGAAUGUCCCUCUGUUGCUCCUCCAGCCACUGUGGACCUUUGUCAUCCUCGCUUUAUUCUGGAUGUGUUGGGUGGCUGUGCUUCUAAGUCUGGGCACUGCAGGUAAUGCUUAUGUAAUCGCAGAUAACCAAGUUGAGUACAGAUCCCUGUCUGCUAUUCGCUAUAUGUGGUGGUAUCACUUAAUUGGACUGAUCUGGACCAGUGAGUUUCUUCUUGCUUGCCAGCAGAUGACCAUUGCUGGAGCUGUGGUGUGUUAUUACUUCAACAGGGACAAAACCAAUCUGCCCAGCUACCCAAUCCUCGCUUCUAUUUCAAGGCUCUUUAAUUACCAUCUGGGAACAGUUGUUAAGGGUUCGUUUAUAAUCACACUUGUCAGGAUUCCACGGAUUGUUCUUCUGUAUGUUCACAGCAGUCUGAAAGGAAAGGAAAACACCUGUGCCAGAUGUCUGCUCAAGUGUUGCCAGUGCUGUCUGUGCUGUUGGGAAAAAUGGCUGCAAUAUUUGAACCAGAAUGCAUACAUUGCAACUGCGAUCAACGGGACAAAUUUCUGUACCUCAGCCAAAGAAGCUUUCCUUCUCAUUGUCAAUAAUGCACUGAAUGUGGCUGCAGUCAAUUGCUUUGGAGACUUUCUAUUGUUUCUUGGAAAGGUGUUCAUUGUGUGUUUCACAGUCUUCGGAGGCCUCAUGGCAUUCAACUACAACCGUGACCUGAAUGUUUGGGGAAUCCCUCUCAUAUUGGUGUCCUUUUUUGCCUACUUGGUGGCACAUUGCUUCUUAUCAGUGUUUGAAAUGGUGGUGGAUGUCUUGUUCAUGUGCUAUGCCGUCGACCUGGCAACAAAUGAUGGGUCUGCAGCAAAGCCAUACUUCAUGGAUAAGGAGUUAAUGAAAUUUAUAGGCAAAACCAAUGAAAAAGUAACGAGGAGCAGUGGACGUGACAAAACGAACCAAGAAAGUAACAGAUACGUGGCAGAACUACAGCCAAUGGAUGCACAUACAACAUGAUGGGACUCCAAUGGACUGCGAAAUGGGCCUUCAGAUUCCAUCAGACCCUUAAUAUUUAAUAACUGCAAGCUAAAUAGAGGGUGGAGCCAUUUGUCAAGUUAGUUUAAUGGCUUGAUUCACAUGGAAGUAUUUUUCUAUAUUUAAGUAAAAAGGAUUUCUCAAAAUACGUCAUUGUUGUUCCUUCUCUUAUGUGUUGAUAUGUCUUUACCUUGGCUUCAGUAACUAAUUAGAAGGCACUUGUGUUUUUGACAUUUCAGCCUGUGUUACAUCCAUGCACAAACUAAUGUAAAACUGGACAUCCUUGUGCUGAAAGAGAACAUUGAGUGAAAUUGGUCGUAAGGGCAGAAGGUUUCCCCAGAUGGAACAGACAGUUUGUUGGUUUGAGAUUCUGGGAUUACCCUUAAACUUGACCCUCUGAUACGAUUGCAAGGAAUUCCAGUGUCGAUGUCUGUGUUUUAGAAAGGCAGAUUAAAUGACUGGAGUGAUUAGUCUUUUUAAGUGUACAUUUAUCAAAUUGUGCUGAUAUCUUGACAGUUGGUUGUAGAAUUUAAACCCAUAAUACAAGAGGUCACCAGAAACUGUAAUGCAUUAACCAACCGUAAUGCAUUAAUCCAAAUCAUGAACCAUAGAAGUAAAUUAUUUUCUAAAAAUUGAAUAAACCUUGAGCAAACAAGAGAUUAUACGAAUCAUUAUUUACAGUGGAAGUUCUUAUAAGGCAUUUAGUAAAUAUAUUGUAAUACCGUAGGAAGAUUUAACAUUACUUAAGAGUCAUACAGCACAGAAACAGGCCCUUUAGCCCAACUGGUCCAUGCCCCCCAAGAUGCCCAUCCAAGCUGGUCCCAUAUGCCUGUGUUUGCCAUUACUUAUUGAAACUUAUCACAGGAAGCUCCAAUUUCCCAUUUAGUAUUCACCCCUUGUGUUCCAGGUCCAUUGCUCAGUUGCAUUCUGACCCCUGCCAUACUCCUUUAAACAAAAUGCAAAAUUCAAAUGGCAACACAACUAUUAGCAAACAUGAAGCUGUUGGAUUCCCAUAUGGAUCCCACUCCCUCCUUGGUAUCCUUUGGUCAUCCUUUUGCGGUAGGCAAAAUGUGACUCCAGAACUCAGACCAGUGGGCUUGACUCUCCUGUGAUGUUUAAAUUCGCUCCAUCGUAUCAAACUCCUACAAAAAGAUUUGCAGUAGGCCCAAUGCCAACUGCAGAUGGCCAAUAAAAGCUGUGCAGAAAUGCCAGAACGCUGAGAGUGGAUAAAAAGAAAUACCCUCUCUAACCAACAUUUUCUAUCUGUUGCCUUGAUGAUUGGUUGCAUUUUUACACUCCCAAAUGCAAACAUGUUGGUUACUGAAAAGCAAAAAAAAACUGUAGAUGCUGGAAACUGAAAUAAAAACAGAAAAUGCAGCAAAGCAAAAUUCAGGUUAAUGUUUCGGACUGAAUAUAUUUCAUCCGAACGAAGAAAAGUUUAAAAAAAAACAAGCCUGUUUUAAGUUGCAGAGAAGGGGGAGGGGUAGAGGGGACAAAGUCUGUGAUCGGUGGAGACCAAGAGAGACAGAAGGACACAAAUGGUGAUGGUCUGGCUGAGGGAGGGUGAAGGAGGUUUGGUGAUCACAGCUGAUUUGUUCAGGGGAGAUGAGAGGAGAAACAGUGGGGUAAAAAAUUGCUGUAACUAUGAGAUAUGGAACAUAGCAAUUGCUGGAAAUCUGAGAUAAAGGGGAACACUGAAAAAUCCCAGCUGGUCAAGCAGCAUCAGUAGAGAGAGAAGAAUGGAGUUAACGUUACAGAUUAGGUUACAUUACAACUGGCUAGUUCUGACACAAACUGGAAAGGCAGGUUAUCUGAAACUGUUGAAUUCAAUAUUGAGCCUCAGAAGCUGCAGCAUUCCUAAAUGGGAGACAAGCUGCUGUUCAAGUGAUGUGGGGUUUUAUUGGAGCAGUGUCGGAAGCCAAAGACAGUGGGAUCAGAGAUGGAAAAUGAAAGGGGCAGGCAGUGUCGCUCUUCCAACGUGAAGAGGUAUUUUGCAAAGUGGUCAUCCGAUCUGAGUUUGGUGGAGGAGACUGCAUCACAGGCACUGAAGGCAGAAUCCUAAAUUGGAAGAAGUGCAAAUGAGUUGCUGCUUUUCCUGGAAGGAGUAUUUUGGUCCAUGGAUAUGGGAAGGGAAAAGGUAAGAAGACUGGUUGUUGCAUGGGAAGGGGAGUGGGUUUUGAUGAUGGAGAUGGAAAAGUGAUGCAGGGAGUUGUAGAGGGAAGACUAGUCUGGUGAUGACAUCUUGCAGAAAGGUGGUGAAACUUGCAGAGGUUGAAUGUGGAGGCUGGUGGGGUGAAAGGUGAAGGUGAGGGAACCCUAUCCCCUGCUCUUGGUGGGAGGAGAAGAGGUAGAGCAGGGGUAUGGGAAAUGGAACAGCUACUUUUCAUAUUGGUAACUGAGUUUUCCACUGCAGGUGGACCUCACUGACUUGCAGCUAUCGAAGAUCAGAUUUGCAUCAGCCAGUCUUAUAAACAUGGUAGUCAUAUGGUAGUAGGCAGUGCAAGCUCAAGUAUCUGAAACCUGUUGUAAGUAGAUGCCAAGAUACAAACACACCGCAGAAAUUUUAAAAAGCUGAAUCUUAACUUAGAGUUGGGCCAAAAGGCCUAUUUCUGUGCUGUAGUACUCUAUGACUUUAAACCCACUUUACUCUCAAUUGUGACUCCAGCAAUCUUUUUAUAGAAUCUGUGUUGAUAAACUAGGAUUGGGUAACCUAGAAACCUCAUGCGGUAAUAAAUAUCAAGUAGUAGGGCCAAAUGGUCAACGUCAGCACUGCAAAUUCAAUACAAGAGAUAAAAUGUGCUGCAAAUUUCAUAAAUUUAACAAAACUGUCCUAAUUACACAGAUGGUUUUGCAAGCAAUCUUGUUUUAGCCAGUGGUAAUAUCCACAGUGCUGCCUCUCAUCCUAAUAUGUUUAUAAAAGCCUAAAAGACAUUGGUUAUAUGUCAUGGAAUAAACAAAAUUAAUUCAUUGGGGGCUUUUAAGAGGGGCUUGGAUGGGCACAUGAAUAAGAGGAAAAUGGAGGGAUUAGCUAUGUCGGCACAACAUUGUGGGCCGAAGGGCCUGUUCUGUGCUGUACUGUUCUAUGUUCUGUAAGACUAACUUGCAGAGUGCUGUAACUGUUCAGCAGGUCAAGCAGCAUCUGCAGAGAGAGAAGCAGAAUUAAUAUUUCAGGUCAAUGACCUUCAGUCAAUCCUAAAGCAAGAUUUUUGACUUGAAACUGUUUCUUUCUCCACAGUAUUUACCGUAGUUUGUAUUAUUUCAGAUUUCUAUCCUCCGGUAUUUUCCUUUGGCUGUGAUUGAAAGGUUUGUCAUCAAUAAAGGCCCAUCUACGCUAUAAGGACAUUACUGCAAACCAGAAAAGAUUUAUUCCUUUCUGACAGACUACAUCACAGUAUUUCAGUUUCCAUAAGCAAUGACGUAAUAGGAUUCAAUGAUCUUCUUUAAUGCAUUUUGUUAGUUAGGAUACAAAGGUUAAAAUUUAAGUAUUAUGAAUAGCUUGUAAUUUGAAAUGUUUUACAUUUAAAUAAAUGAAGUCUAAACUUGA